Molecule: messenger RNA, 1150 nt
Organism: Aureobasidium pullulans EXF-150
Lineage: Eukaryota; Fungi; Ascomycota; Dothideomycetes; Dothideales; Saccotheciaceae
Product: pyridoxamine 5'-phosphate oxidase
Exons: 1
Coding region: 140-886 (248 amino acids)
Biological process (GO): pyridoxine biosynthetic process
Molecular function (GO): FMN binding; pyridoxamine phosphate oxidase activity
Source: RefSeq, a predicted model, not a curated record
GCGUCAAUCACCACAAUUCAACUUUCUUCCUUCCUUUCCAACAAUCCUUUGUAGAACGCGAAAAACCAAAUACAUGCGGCCCUACUGCAGUCUCCUUACAACUUCCAUCCGCCGCACUUUCUCGAAGCAAUCACCACGCAUGGCCCUCUACAACAGCCCAGGACACAGCACCAGCACCAGCGCAGCAAUGUCGUCCUCUACACCCAAUAAACGCAUCUUCGCCCCCGGCGGCACAAACGACUCCCAGCAAGCCCAACAAUACACAAAAGGCAGUCUCGAAGCAGACCAACUCGACCCCAACCCGCUUACCCAAUUCGACAUAUGGUUCCAACACGCCAAUGCCGAAAAGGUACACCAACCCGAAACCGUCACUUUGAGUACUGCAGAACUACCAUCGGGAAGAGUAAGCGCGAGAAUGGUAUAUUUGAAAGAGUUGGACGACAAAGGUUGGGUGGUGUACAGUAACUGGGGCACCAGCAGGAAGGCUGCAGAUGUAAAGAGCAAUCCUCAUGCGAGUUUGACUUUUUGGUGGCAUGAGUUGGAAAGGCAGGUUCGGGUUGAGGGAAGGGUGGAGAGAAUGACUAGUGAGGAGAGUCAGGUAUACUACGACACGCGCAUCCGUGGCAGCAGGAUGGGUGCUUGGGCGAGUCAGCAGAGCAGUGUGCUCAGCAGUCGUGAAGAGCUUGAGAAGCAGGUUGAGGACGUUGAGAAGAGGUUCGAUGGGCAAGACAAAAUCCCUGUACCGGAGUUCUGGGGUGGCAUCAGAGUCAUUCCGGAGAUGGUCGAGUUCUGGCAGGGAAGACCCAGUCGCUUGCACGAUCGUUUCAGAUAUACCAGAGAUGAGAAGAGUGAGUCUGGAUGGAAGGUCGACAGAUUGAGUCCGUAAGUCAAGCAAUCAAGCAAAGUUUACAGGCUCCCUUGAGUAGCGACAUGUCCCUUCCUGGCCCUUGGGACCCGAUCCGCUUUACCGGAUUCGUGACACUGGAUGGCUUCUCGCACGCUUAGCAACACAUAGCGCGAAUCCCAUCUCGCUUCCUCUCUUGUACGACAACAUUGGUAAAUUGAGUUCUUGGACCUCGGAGACCAUCGACACACUGGCUUACCGACUGGCCUUCGAGAAAACCCAGACCCAUCUGAGCAGUGUCGCUAG